AAUGGGUUGUCAAAAAUGUCAACUGUAAACAACAAUCAAGCCGUAGCGUAGAGAUUUCUCUUCGUGCAAAAAAAAAGAAUAUUCCUAUUUAACUAAACAAACUAUUGUAACAAUAGACGCAUACACAGCCAACGCGGUGCUCCCGGUCAACGAUCCUUCUUCUCGGCUAAGCAGUAGCAGCAAAACUCAAUCACGAUGAGCGAAAGCGAUGUGUCAAAGAUGAAGGUUGCCGAUCUGAAAAAAGAGCUAAAGGCGCGUGGUUUAAGCGUGAUGGGCAACAAGAACGAGCUAGUGGAUCGAUUACAAACAGCACUGCUGGUCGGUGGCGAUGUGCUGGAAGAUACGGCCAACUCGGAGGACCUGCUGGACGACGACCUGAACGACGAUCUGCUGGACGAGGACAAAGACCUCACCGAUCCGGUGGUGGAGGAAGACCACAUACUGAACUCGCCGACGCCGAGCGAAACGCGUAAAUCGAUUUCGCCGGAUGAGCCGCGAAAACCGGAAGACGAACCGACCGGAACGGCGGAAGAAAAGUCAAGCGCUCCAGCCGCGCGUAAGAUAUCCCUGAAGCGAAACAUUUCCAUUACCAAGCCCACACUUGCGCCGGAAACGACCGUCGGCAGCGAGGCUCCGAAAGCACAGCGACAGCCGUUCUCUUCGGCCCAAUCGGCCGGUGCCAGCAACAGUGGCAGCGAUGGCGAGCCGGAAAAGAAAGUCGUCAAGCUCGGUCAGCUGACCGCACUUGAGCGGUUGGAGAUGAGGGCCAAAAAGUUCGGUUCGGCACAACCGGGCACACCGACCACUACCAGCACUAGCAGUGGCAGCAGCUCUACCGCAACCGAUACUCCUGCCGCUAGCUCCGGCACCGCGGCAACGGAUAAAAUGCAGGCGCGUGCCGCAAGAUUUGGUUUGACCAGCGCUAGCAGCAUCACAUCCGCCGGCAACAGUACGCCGGCUUCGCUGGAAGCGCUGAAAAAGCGUGCCGAGCGUUUCGGUGGCUCCGUCUCAUCCGAAAUGAGCAAACUCGAGCAGGAGGAAAAGCUGGCCAAGCGGCAAGCUCGCUUCGGCUUGACGGCUAGCAGCAGUCCGGCCCCAUCGGCAACGGCCAACGGUGCCGGGAAGGUUGCCACCGGCUCGGUAGAUUACGCGGAAAAAGCGCGACUCAGGUUGGAGCGGUUCAAAUCAGCCGCUUAAUUGCGGACGGACAAAUGUAGGUUUCCUUUUACCCGUUUUUGGUACGUUCAUGCUGCUCUUCAUGGCUGUAUCCUUGCUACUCCGGUCUCCUGAGAGCGACGAAGAGCGCCAUCUCGUGUGUACGAAGAGAGGGGGCACGUAAGUGAGCUGAGUGUAGAAUAAGACAACUCAAUGAUGUAGCGAUCAUUGGCGGCAAUUGGA
Messenger RNA from Anopheles merus, 1398 nucleotides. Its product is annotated as SAP domain-containing ribonucleoprotein. The transcript has 3 exons. The record is from RefSeq and is a predicted model, not a curated record. Gene Ontology annotation, cellular component: nucleus. Lineage: Eukaryota; Metazoa; Arthropoda; Insecta; Diptera; Culicidae. Gene Ontology annotation, biological process: poly(A)+ mRNA export from nucleus. Bases 196 to 1197 code for a protein of 333 amino acids.